ACCGAUUAAAGUGGCUGCUUGUCAACCAGUAGGACAGUUGCAGGGUCUGUCGUCGUGCUCGUCGAUCAUGUCAUCAUGGCGCUGGCACACCUGAUGAGCGAUGUCACUCGCCUCUCUCAAGGUCAGUCAGCGUGGGUCCUCGUCAUCUGCUUAGUCAUCGCCGUGGUCUUCGUGACGGUGAAAGGGAAUCCCGAACCUUCCACGACAGCAAACUGCGACUGCCAGCCUGGGACUUCGACUCUGGCAGAUGAAAAGGACAACAUCCUAAGUGUGAAGAUUAAUGUAGGACGCAUCUUGCAUCAGUAUAAGAAUGAGAUCAAAAUGAGAAAUAGGAAUUAUCAGAGGAACUUAAACACAACACAAGAAGUGCUGAGACUGGCUGAGGCUACAUCUUUGGCGGCCAGUAGAAGCAACUGCUUUAUAAGCAUUGUCCAGAUCAUCAACUCGAUACGAAGUAGCCUUAGCAUGAGGAUGCUCCAGAGUUUGGAUGAGCAGCUGAACCGCAUCAGAAGGAUGUCUUGCGACUGCUGCAAUCGUCUGACUCAGAUAGACUGCGUCUAUUCGAAUGAGGUGAACGGCGGGGCUCAGCUCGCUGUCAUCGCAAAGCUUCGCGACAUCUACUUGGUCACCUGCGAAAUGGGGAGACGUGUGAACUCAUCAGCACCAGCAUGCGAUAAAUCCGAUCUCUUUUAGAGAGACUACAGAGAGACUGAGACAAAUAUACUGAGAUGACAUUAAAAUGUAAUCCACACUUUUCAAAAUGUUGUAUUCAUCUUCCACAUCGUCCACCGUCUUUCUUUAAGAAAAACAAAGUUUUAAAUUAUUUCCACCAUAUCUUUCUUUUACUUCUACAUGUUCAAUUUUGCACUAAGAUUAAAAUUGUACAUUUACUUAUGUUGCUGCUACUAUAGCAUUAAGCACACGAUGACGAAUGUAUUUGCAAUUGUUUUAAUUUGUACGGAAGUCAUGGAAACCAAUGUAUUCGCUGUGCGAACUCAGGUCCAUAAUGUGAGCACCUUAACAAUGUCUACAUCAUAGCAAGUAUUCUUGCACAGUAGUCACUAUGUGACAUGUUACAGAUGUUAUAGGAUUGUUAUUGGAUGUUUCGAGACUUGUUCCUGUUUUCUCUAUAUUAUUUCUGCAUGUUUUUAUUACACUAUUUGAUAUGUCCACUUGUGUUUUCAUUUGCAAUGUUGUAAUC
Messenger RNA from Pomacea canaliculata, 1201 nucleotides. RefSeq lists its product as uncharacterized. The record is from RefSeq and is a predicted model, not a curated record. NCBI's taxonomy places the organism in Eukaryota, Metazoa, Mollusca, Gastropoda, Architaenioglossa, Ampullariidae. The coding region runs from base 76 to 693 and encodes 205 amino acids. The transcript has 4 exons.